AUGAGAAUUCUUGAUUGCUAUUUGGCCUAAUAUGUAGACACAGAAUUAAAAAAGAUAAUGGUGGAGGAAAUGGAAUAAUUGGAAGCUGCCUUAGAGAAGUUAUUCUUCUUUUCGCUCACUUGGUCAAUUGGUGCAACUGGAAACAAUAGAUAAGGAUUUAAUGACACUUUAAAAUCUUUGGCCAAAUUUGAUAAACCAGAGGACUUCUAUGAGGUUUAUCUUGAUAUUUCAACAAAUACAUUCAUUGCCUGGAAUCAAAUGUAUCAGAACUUUAGUAUUGAUUCUAAAUUGGCUUACCAUGAAAUCAUGAUUCCAACUGCAGAUUCAACUAGAAACAUGUACUUAUUGAAAUUGCUUUUGUCAAAUAACAAGAAUGUUCUGAAUCCUGGACCUACAGGAACUGGAAAGACAUAGAAUAUCUUUAGUCUUCUCACUACAGGAAUGGGUGAUGAUUUCUUAUAUAUAGCCCUUACUUUUAGUGCAUAAACAUCAGCCAAUCAAACAUAGGAUACAAUAGAUUCAAAAUUAGAGAAAAGAAGAAAAGGGGUCUUUGGUCCUCCAAUCAGAUAGAGAAUGAUUAUCUUUGUAGAUGAUUUAAACAUGCCAAAGAAAGAAUAAUAUGGCGCAUAGCCACCAUUGGAAUUACUUAGAUAAUAUUUGGAUUACAAAGGUUGGUAUAAUAGAAAAGAACUAUCCUUUAUGAAAAUUGAAGAUGUUAUUAUCCUUGCUGCUAUGGGUCCUCCUGGAGGUGGUCGUACGUUUAUUAGUAAUAGAAUAGUCAGACAUUGUAAUGUGAUAGCAUAUAAUGAACUUAGCAAUAAUUACAUUUCUGAGAUUUUCAGUUCUCUGAUUACUUUCUUCUUAAAAAGAUUCAAUGAACCUAUUAAGAAUUGCAUUCCAACUUUAGUUUAGAGUGUGUUAAUAUUCUAUUAAUAAGUAAGAUCAACAAUGUUGCCAACUCCUGCUAAAUCUCAUUAUACCUUCAAUCUCAGAGAUAUUUGGAGAGUGUUCCAAGGAAUAAGUUCAGCUGCCCCAAAGUCAACUCCAGAUGUAGUGGCAUUAGUUAAGAUAUGGUAUCAUGAGAAUUUAAGAGUAUUUCACGAUAGAUUGACAACCGAAGAAGAUAGACAAGAACUAAAGAAUAUGUUGAAGAUUGGAUUUACUUAAUUUGGAGUCACUUCUGAAUAAGUGUUGGAUUCAGAAAGAAUAAUCUUUGGAGAUUUCAUGCAAUCCAGAGAUGCAGAUAUCAAAGUCUAUCAAUAGAUCCCAGAUAUGCAUCAUCUAGUUAAUAGAAUGGACAAUUACUAAGAAGAUUAUAACACUGAUAACACAUUUAUAAUUGGAGGAGCCAAAAAGUAAAUGAGAUUAGUAAUGUUUGUGGAUGCAACUGAACACAUAUCAAGAAUUGCUAGGAUUAUUAGACAGCCCUAAGGUAAUGCUUUGUUGCUAGGAGUUGGAGGUAGUGGUAGACAAUCCUUGUCAAGAAUGGCUACUUUUGUUACUAACUAUAAGUUGUUUUAAAUUGAAGUUAUAAAGAAUUACUCAAUGAGGAGUUGGAGAGAAGACGUCAAAAAGGUAUUGAUGAUAGCUGGUAUUGAAAAUAAACCAGUGACUUUCUUGUUUUGUGACACUCAAAUAAUUAAUGAAUAGAUGUUGGAAGAUUUGAACAAUGUUCUAAAUUCUGGUGAUGUUACUGGAAUAUAUUAAGAGAAAGAUUUUGAGGAUAUUACUUAAGCAUGUAAGUAAGAGUGCAUUAAGAGACAGAUACCCCCUACCAGGAUGAACAUAUUUACACAGUAUUUGAUUAGAGUUAAGAAGAAUAUCCAUUUGAUUAUUGCUAUGACAUUAAGAAUGUUUCCAUCUUUGGUUAAUUGUUGUACUAUUGAUUGGUUUACCGAAUGGCCAGAGGAAGCCUUGGUUGGUGUCGGAAAGGGAUAAUUAGCAGAUUAUGAAUAGGAAUUAGCAAUCGAAGGCAAGAUACCAGUUUUGGUUGAAAUGUUCAAGAAUCUUCAUAAAAGCGUAGAGAAACUAUCCCAAAAGUUCUUAGCUGAAUUAAGAAGAUACAAUUAUGUUACUCCAACCAGUUAUUUAGAAUUACUUCAAUUAUAUAGGACAAUAUUAUCAGACAAGAGAAGAGAUCUCAAUCAAUAAAUACAGCGUCUCAAAGGAGGAUUGGAUAAGUUGAUAGCUGCUAACGAUGCAGUGGAGGAGAUCAAGAUAACUUUGAAAGAAAUGUAACCAAAAUUAGAAUAAGCCAGUAUUGACACAAUUAAAAUGAUGGAGAAAUUGAAGGUGGAUAAAUAGGAGGCAGAUGAUACAUAGAAGAUUGUUGCAAGAGAGGAAUCAGAAGCUACUAAACAAUAAGAAGAAGCUACUAAAUUGGCUGAAUAAGCAGAAGCAUCUGUGGCUGAUGCAAAUAGAACUUUAGAAUUGACAAUUGUAGAAGUCUAGAAAUUGAGAAAGGAACAUUUAGUGGAAAUUAAGAGUUUGGGAUCUCCACCUAAUGCUGUCAAAGUCACUUUAGCAGGUGUGGUUAUAUUGAUGCAAGAAUAUAUUAAAUAAAAUGGAGAAGGAUAAAUUGGAGCAAGAAAAUAUUUGUUAAGUGAUCCAUAAAAGUUAUUAGAAUAAUUAUUAAAAUAUGAUAAGGAUUCUACUAAUCCUGCUCAUAUUAAGAAGUUGGAAGAGAAAGUCAUACCUCAACCAGAAUUUAAUAUUGAUGCAGUCAAGAACUGUUCAUUUGCUACUAAGUUCUUGUAUAUGUGGGUGAAGGCUAUGUAUGACUACUAUAGAGUCUAUACUGAAACUAAACCACUCAGAGAUCAAUUAAUUGCUAUGAGGAAGAUUGUAGAAGAAAAAACUGCAGAACUCAAGAUAAAGAAGGAGGAAUUGGAAAAAGUUAAUGCAAAAAUAAGGGAAUUGGAAGAGAUGUACAACCAAAAGAUAUUAGAAAAAGAGGACUUGUAAAAUAAAAUGAAAGAAUGCGAAAUCAAAUUGGAAAGAGCUCAGAAGUUAACCGAAGGAUUAUCAGAAGAAAAGGAAAGGUGGGGUAGAGACAUUAAGUCAUUAUAAGCUAAAGUAGAAUUACUACCAGGUGAUGCAAUUGUAGCAGCAGGUAUGGUUGCAUAUUCUGGACCAUUUACUUCCCAUUAUAGAACAUCAAUGGAAGGAGAUUGGGUGUUGAAGUUAGGAGUUGUAGGAGUAGCACAUUCUGAAGGGGUCACCAUGAGACAGUUCCUAGGAGAUGGAGUUAAGAUUUAAGCAUGGAACAUUGCUGGAUUACCAAAAGAUGACACUUCUACUGAAAAUGGAAUAAUCAUUGAUAAAAGUAGAAGAUGGUGUUUGAUGAUUGAUCCUUAAAAUUAAGCCAACAAAUUCAUCAAAAAUAUGGGAAGAGAUAAUGCUGAAGGAAUUGAUGUUGUUAAAAUAUCAGACGUUAAUUUGAUGAGAACUCUAGAAUUAGCUAUCUAAUUUGGUAAAUGGGUUUUAUUAGAAAAUGUAGGCAGAGAAUUAGAUCCUUCUUUGGAACCUAUUCUCAAUCAACAAUUAGUCAAGUCAGGCACUUCAUAUACUAUAACUAUUGGUGAUAAGUAAUUAACUUAUAAUGAAAAGUUCAAGUUAUAUCUUACAACAACCAUUCCCAAUCCUCACUACUCUCCUGAAACUUUUGUUAAAGUUACUAUCAUCAAUUUUGCUAUCACUGCUAGUGGAUUGGAAGAACAAAUGCUUGCCUAAAUUGUUGCACUUGAAAACCCAGCUUUGGAAUAAAAGAAGAUUGAAAUUGUUAAGAAAAAUGCAGCUGAUAAGAAACAAUUAUUAGCUAUUGAAGAUUCAAUUCUUAAAUCUCUUUCAGAUUAAAAAGGAGAUAUCUCUGAAAUCCUAUUGGAUGAAACCCUCAUAAACAAGUUGUAAACCAGUAAAAGAUUUGCAGCUGAAAUCAACUAAAGAGUUAAAGAUUCUAAAAUAACAGAGGCUUAAAUUGAUGAAGUCAGAGAAUCCUAUAGACCUGUUGCAUUCAGAUCCUCAUUGUUAUUCUUCUGUAUCACUGAUCUUGCUAAUAUUGAUCCUAUGUAUUAAUAUUCACUCCAAUGGUUUACUAAAUUAUUUGUCUUGGGAGUUGAAAAUGCUUAACCAUCUUCUGUGAUUGAAGAAAGACUGAAGAACUUAAAUGAUUACUUCACUUAUUCACUUUAUGAGAAUAUCUGCAGAUCAUUGUUUGAAAGACACAAGUUAUUGUUUUCAUUUAUGCUCUGUGUUAAAAUUUUAUAAGGAGCAUAAAUGAUGGAUGAUAAACAAUGGAGAUACCUCCUAGCAGGUCCUUAAGGAGAUAUUAAGAUUGCUCAUAAUCCAACAGCUUGGAUUUCUGAUAAUUCUUGGCCUGACAUAUACAGAUAGAUGAAAGGAAUGUCAACUCUAGAGGCUUUCAAAGGAUUUGAUCAGUUUUUCUUGGAUAAUUCAGAUUAGUUUAAAGGAAUUUGGGAUUCUUCAUAACCAUAAAAAGAAUAGUUGCCUGAACCAUGGUAAGGAUAGUUGACUUAAUUUGAGAAAUUAAUCUUCUUAAAGGCUCUAAGACCUGAUAAAUUAGUGCCUGCAAUUUAAGAUUACAUAGAUUAGUAAUUAAAUCCUAAAUUUACAAUUCCACCUACAUUUGAUUUGGAGAAAUGCUACAAGGAUUCAUCACCAAUGUCGCCUUUAAUUUUUGUGUUAUCAGCAGGUAGUGAUCCAGUUGCAGACUUCCUUAAAUUUGCAGAAGAGUAAAAUAUGGCCAAAAGAUUUGAUUCCAUAUCUUUGGGAUAAGGUCAAGGACCUAAGGCAGAGAGAAUGGUUAAAGAUGCCAUUUAAAGAGGAGGUUGGGUGCUCUUAUAGAAUUGCCAUUUAGCUAUAUCUUGGAUGAAUGAUCUGGAACGUAUUUGUGAGGAAUUGAAUGAAAAUAUACACAAGGACUUUAGAUUAUGGUUAACUUCAAUGCCUUCGAGUUCCUUCCCAAUCCCUGUAUUGUAGAAUUCUGUUAAAAUGACAAUUGAACCUCCACAAGGAAUUAGAGCUAAUUUAAUGAGAACAUAUAAGAACUUGGAUGAUAAGGAAUUGAGUGAAUGCACAAAAUAAGACAUUUUUAAAAAGCUGCUCUUUGGAUUUUGUUUAUUCCAUGCAAUUAUUUAAGAUAGAAGAAAGUUUGGUGCAAUUGGUUGGAAUAUCCCUUAUGAAUUUACAAAUGAAGAUCUAACAGUCUGCAAAAGACAACUAAAAAUGUUAUUAGAUGAGUAUGACAAGGUACCAUAUAAAGUAAUUCAAUAUUUGGGAGCUGAAAUCAAUUAUGGUGGUAGAGUAACUGAUGAUAAAGAUGUGAGAUUGAUAAAGACAAUUAUCAAGAAAUACAUAUGUCAUGAAGCUUUAAGAGAUGGAUAUAAGUUUUCAGAAUCAGGAAUCUACGUUUCUUUAGCCUCAACCAAUUAGGAAGGAUAUCUCAAUUAUAUAGAGUAACUUCCUUUAAAUCCUGAUCCUGAAGCAUUUGGAAUGCAUGAAAAUGCUGAAAUUACUAAUUCUUAAAAUACAACAAGAAUCUUAUUAGAAACUGUACUCUCCAUUCAACCAAGACAAUCAUCAGGUACCGGAAAAUCAAGGGAAGAAACCAUUGAGGAAAUUGCCACCUUUGUUUAGAGUCGUACUCCUGAAGUUCUGCCAUUUGAUGACAUUUUUAAGAAAUAUCCUACUUCCUAUGAAGAAUCUAUGAAUACAGUGCUAGUCUAAGAAGUUAUUAGAUACAACCGAUUAUUGGCAACGAUGAAAGAAUCCUUGAUCAAUGUGAAGAAAGCACUUAAAGGUCAGAUUGUCAUGUCUGAUGAACUUGAAAGUCUUGCCAAUUCACUAUUUGAUAAUUAGGUUCCUCUGAUGUGGGCUGAAAAAGGAUUUCUCUCUUUAAAACCUCUUUCUAGUUGGACCAAUGAUCUCUCGGCAAGAAUUAAUUUCCUGUAAUCUUGGGUCGACAAUGGAACUCCUAAAGUCUUCUGGAUUAGUGGUUUCUUUUUCCCUUAAGCAUUUCUCACAGGAUCAUUAUAGAACUAUGCUAGAAGACAUGUAAUUGCCAUUGAUAAACUGAAUUAUGAAUUUAAGAUACUUGACACUCUUUCACCAUAAGAUAUAGAAGAGAAGCCAGAAGAUGGAUGCUAUGUCUUUGGCAUUUCAUUGGAAGGAAUAAGAUGGGAUUACAAAAAACAUUUCAUUACUCAUCCUAGACCAAAGGAAUUAUAUUCGGAAUUACCAUUGGUUUGGUUAUUACCUUGUAUUGAAAAGGAGUAUCCUAAAGAUCUAGUUAUUUAUUAAUGUCCCCUUUAUAAAGUUGUUUCAAGAGCUGGAACAUUAAGCACUACUGGACAUUCAACUAACUUUGUCACUUUUCUUGAACUCCCAUCCAAAGAUUCUGAAGAGCAAUGGAUUAGAGCUGGCGCUGCCGCAUUUUUAUCAUUAAGAUAUUGA
This is a messenger RNA of Paramecium tetraurelia, 6471 nucleotides long. RefSeq lists its product as uncharacterized. The transcript is spliced from 6 exons. Gene Ontology annotation, cellular component: dynein complex. Gene Ontology annotation, biological process: microtubule-based movement. The record is from RefSeq and is a predicted model, not a curated record. Gene Ontology annotation, molecular function: minus-end-directed microtubule motor activity; dynein light intermediate chain binding; dynein intermediate chain binding. Lineage: Eukaryota; Ciliophora; Oligohymenophorea; Peniculida; Parameciidae.